Struthio camelus australis is the source of this 1906-nucleotide messenger RNA. Lineage: Eukaryota; Metazoa; Chordata; Aves; Struthioniformes; Struthionidae. The record is from RefSeq and is a predicted model, not a curated record.
CAGGCUCUCAUGUUUUGCAGAUUCUCUUGAUCUGAAGAUGGCUGCACAGUCAGCACCGAAGGUUGUGCUAAAGAGCACCACCAAGAUGUCUCUGAACGAGCGCUUUACUAACAUGCUGAAGAACAAACAGCCGAUGCCAGUGAAUAUUCGAGCUACCAUGCAGCAGCAGCAGCAGCUAGCCAGUGCCAGAAACAGAAGACUGGCCCAGCAGAUGGAGAAUAGACCUUCUGUCCAGGCUGCUUUGAAACUUAAACAGAAGAGCUUAAAGCAGCGCCUCGGUAAAAGUAACAUUCAGGCACGAUUAGGCCGGCCAGCAGGACCGCUUGCUCGUGGAGCCAUGGGAGGAAGAGGAAUAUCUAUGGGGCAGAGAGGCUUGCCCCGAGGAGCCAUGCGUGGUGGGCGUGGAGCAAGAGCCCUACUGAGAGGAGGAAUCCCACUCAGAGGUCAGAGCCUGCUUCGGGGAGGACGUGGUAUAUCCCCAAGGAUGGGCCUGAGAAGAGGUGGCAUUAGAGGUCGUGGUGGCCCUGGAAGAGGUGGUCUGGGCAGAGGAGCCAUGGGCCGUGGAGGACUCGGUGGCAGAGGUCGUGGCAUGGCAGGCCGGGGAAGAGGGGGCUUUGGAGGUCGUGGCAGAGGCAGAGGACGAGGAAGAGGAUCAGCACGUCCUGCGUUGACCAAGGAGCAGCUGGACAACCAAUUAGAUGCUUAUAUGUCUAAAACAAAAGGACACCUCGAUGCGGAGCUGGAUGCUUACAUGGCUCAGACAGACCCAGAAACAAAUGACUGAAGGUUGUUCUCAGAGACUGUUGUCAGAGUUAGUGUGUAUGUCAAUACCCAUAAGCUAAAAAUGGAAACCCUGAUUCAUGCUGGAAGGACCCGCAGGAAUAGGGAGCAGCCCUGUUCUACCAAGAGAUCAGACUUUAGUGUGUUCCUCUAACAUUCUGAUACUAUGUGUUGUAUGAAACUUCUGAUUAUUUCUUUUUUUAUAUUUUUUCCCUAACUACUCCAAGCAUGGAUGUGACAGAUCUGUUGCAGUUAAUCCACUGACAUCAAUGCUGGCAUGUGUCCAGUGCUCCAACCAGGCAGCACUGGUUACUAAGGUCCUUUUAGUGCCCCUGAAGGGGAAAUACUGCAUGUAUGCCGCAGUCUGUGCUGCUUUAGGUGAAGUGCUCAUUGGUGCUGAAUAUAAGGUGUGGGAUCACAUGUUUGUGCCUAUUACACUUCAUGGUUACGUUUUGGGAUAGGGGUUAUCCCUUAGUGUGACUGAAUGGUCAAGUUCUACACCUGCAGUUUUGUUUUGACCCUCCUGAAGCAAGCCUACCAAAACUCCUCCCAGCAGGACUAACAGUUAAGUUUUAGGUGUAGUGCUCCUGUAGACAUUGCCAAGCUUCUUGUUUCGUACCAAAAGUUCCUCUCUGUUGAUAGCUAGCAUUCUGUUAAUAAGUAGUGCAGAGGACUUUCAGAGUGAAGGCUUUUUUGGUUUGUUUCUUUUUUUGUUUUUGUUUUAGAUAAAGUUUGAAUUUCUGUUGUAUCAUGUUUUGAAUGGAGGGCACCAGUGGCUUCUGUAUACUGAUCUGGAAAAGAACAAAUGUUUAUUUAAAGGAAUUGGAAGCAGGAACAUAAAAUUACACCUGUGAAAGAAAAUCAUGGUAGAACUGUCUCUUUAAAACACGGGGUCCAAAUUUCAUUUGUUAAUGAAUGCUGUUACCUUUCAGCAUAACCAAAACUGAGUCUACAAAUCAGACCAACUCUGUGUGCACUUAACCCAGAUUGGUUUGGGAAGUUGAGAAGGGGUCUGCUCCUCCCCCUGUCCUGAAGUUUUAAGUUCAGCCAUUCUGUGAACUGUUCCAGUUUCAAUGGAAUCUUGUAUUUCUGGUUUGUUGUAACAAAGGAGAAAUUAUAAAAAUGA